AUGAUUUUUACACCAGCUUCUUAGUAAGAGAAGGCAACAUUAGAGAAGAUAGGAGAAUUUCUUAUGGGUUUGAGCAAAAAUGUGCUUAAACAAGGAAGUUCUAUAAGUUUACCAAAGUUUCUGUAAGAUUUAGAGGAUACUUCAAAUGAACUAUGUUACAUGCUUUAAGCUAGAGAUUAAAAUGAUUAUAGUCAUGCUAUCAAUAAAUAUACUUAAGUUUGGAAAGACGUAUUGAAAUCAGUUUAGAAUGCCAAUCAGAUGCAUACAGAAGGGGAACAUGAACUAGAGCCUUUAUCUAGAGCAGAUUUGAUGUAACGAAUGAAAAAGAGAAUGAUGGAAGGAGGACAAACAGGAAGGUUGGGUGGAGCUAGAGUUGGAGGCUUUUAAUCACCAUUGGUUGAAAAUGAAAGAAUAAAGAAUCGUUAAUUAAGUAGCAAAAACUCUAAUAUAUUACCAUCAAUUAGAUUGAAUUCUUUUGAAUAAUAAAAUGAUCGAACUCUAAACAAUUCAUCAAGGAUGUAAUAUGAAUUAGAUGAUAAUCAGAAAUGCAUAUUAAAUGAAGUCUUGAAGUAAACAAAUAAAUUAAAUGUAUAAAUUGUAAUGAAGAGAUAUGAUCCAAAGAUCAAAUUAUGUAUAUCAUAAGGAACAGAUACAAAUUUAGAUAUCUUAGAAGUGAUGAGAAAUUUUAAGAAGGUAAAUUAAUAUUAUUAUUUUAUAUAGGAAUAUCAUGAAAGUAAAUUAUAAGAGAUUGUAUAAGAUAGUGAUAAACAUUCUAUGGAGCUAUAGAAAUUUUUAAAUGAAAGAAUUGAUCAUAGAUAUACUUUAUAAACUUAAUAAGUUACUGAUAAAUUAAAAGGAGUGCAUAAGUAAAUGAUUUAAAAGACAAUGGAUAUUGAAACUGUAAUAUUGGAUACUUAAAAAUAAUAAACACAAUAAGACAUGAUACCUAAUAUCUUAAAUGAUUUCUUAGAUUAUGUACAUGAAAGCUAUUAGAAUGUUUAAAAUGAAACAUAUAAAGUUUUGAUGAAAUUUGUUUCUGGAUUUAUAGUAAGGAGACUUAAAUAAGAUUCUGAGAAAAAGUUACCUUAAUAAAAUUCUUAAUAAUUAUUGUCUAGUUCAAAUAAAGAUCGUAAAGCACCUCCUUUAAGAAGAGCAGAUAAUACAGAAUAAUUGUAGAAGGAGUUAUCAAAUAAGAAUGUAGAAUUGGAUAAAAAGUUUAUGGAAAAUGCAGAAUUGUGGAAUAGAGUAAGAUAAAUGGAAAAUUAAAUAAUGUAAUAGAAUAUAGAAAUUGAAUCAACUAAAAUUGCUGAAAAAGCUAUAGAGUAAGAACGAACUCAAUUAUUAUAUGAAAAAUAAAAAUUAGAAAAAUAAUUGUCAGUUAUAACUAAUAAAACAUUUUAAGAUUAAGCAGUUUAAGUUUCAGAUUAAACAUUACAAUAAUAAAUAUCCAAAUUAUAAAAAGAGAAUUAAGAAUUAUAAUAAAAACUGUAUCAAUUAACAGGAGAAUUAAAUAAGAAGAAAUCAAUACCAGCAGAUUAAAAAAGUUUACAAAUGGAUUUUGGUAAUAGUUAAGAUCAAUCAAACAAGGAUUCUCCAAGAGCUACAAGUAAAAUGAAAUCAUAAUUUGAUUUUGCUCCAGAUGAAGAUAAUAUUUCAAUUGGAUAUCGUGGUGAAUCAAAUCGAUAGAUUUAGUAUAGUGAUUACACAAAAAGAUAAAGUACUGAUGUAGGAUAAAGAAUGAGUUUCACUUAACAUAUAUAAUCAUAGAAAGAAUAAAGGAUUUACAAAAAUAAUAGUCAAACAUCAGAUACAUCAUAAAAUAAGAGAGUUUAUUAACAUUCAUAUACAGAAUUUCAUCCACCCAAACAACCCAAUAAAUAAACUACUAUUGAUUAGAAAUCAAUAUAAGAAUUAGAUGAAGAGUAAAUGUAAAAAAGUGGUAUGCUCUUGUAACAAUAAUAAAAAUAAUAAGUCAGAAAAAGUUUAUCCCCUAAUAAUGAAAAUCCAUAAUUAUUACGAAAAAUGAGUUCUAUAUCAAAAUCUGAUUAAAAUUUAACUUCAUCUAUAGCUAGAAAAUCUACUAUUAAUUAAAUGAAAAUUGGAGACUCAACUAUCCCAGAUAUUGAUUUAACUUAAGCUUAAACAAUUUAAGAUACAUAAAGAACAUCAUCAGGAAGAGUGCUUACUUUAACUGAAAGAAAAAAUGAUUCAAGUCCUUCAGAUAGAAGAAUCUAAACAGAAUAUACUGAUUAAUCCUAAUUUUAAUAAUGUUAAAUACAAUAAAAUUAACAAAUUUCAAAUACUCCUUAAUAAAAUAAAUAAGUAAGAGGAUAUAAAAAAUCUGAAACUUUUUUGGCUAAUAAAACAAAAAAUAAAUUUGCAAGAAAAUCAACAGAUGCAAUGAGAGAUAUUCAAGAUGAUUAAUAAUCUGGAACAAUUUCAAAUAGAGGUUCAACAAGGAUAAUAGAAGGUAAUAAGUCAAAGAUACCUUUGAUAAUAGAAGAAGAUGAAGUUAGUAGGAAAUCUAAAUCUCGUCUGUCUUCAUAAUAAUCAUCAUAAUCUCAUAUAAGAAGGUCUAGCACUACUAUUUAAUAACCUAUAAAAAUGGCAAUAAAAGUUAAUGAUGAAAAUCCAUCUGAAUAUAUUGCUUAAUGGAAAUAAAGAACAAUAGAAUAAGAAUAAUAAACAGAUAUUGAAUUGUUAACAAAUAUAUUAGAAAAUUUGAUUUUGAAUAUGGGAUUACCUAAUGAUAUUUAAUAGAAACUAAUGGAUGCAAUGCCAGGAAUAAUUUCAUUAAAAAAUCUAAAUUAAUUAGGAGGAGAUCAAAAUAAUUUGUUAAAAUAAUAAUAAUCCUUUAAAAAUGUAGUUUAAAAAUAUGGUUUUGAUAAUGAAAGAGUUAGUUCAAAUUAAACUUAAAAUCAUAGUGCAAAAUAAUCAUAAGACUCAUUACUAAAACAUGAAUCAGAAGAUGAAUAAAUAUAGAUGAGUUCUAAAUAAGGAUCUUAGAAACAAAUGGAUACUUAAAGAAGUUAAAAUUAAAAAUCUACUAAAUUCUUUUAAGAUAAGUAGAAGAAGGAAUCAAAUGUUUAAAGAUAACCUUCUCGAUAACCUAUAGAUCCUUAAGAAUAAUUUGAUUAAGAGGAAGUAUAAUAAAUUUUUGAUAUGGCUGCUGAUUUAAAAAUAGAUUAAGUAGAUUAAUUACCUUAUGAAGAGAUGGUAAAAUAAAUUUAAAACUAAGAAAAUGAUGGUAAAUAAUUACAAUAAAUCAAACCAAAUGAAUUAAAAGGAGAAACCUUUUUACGAAAUUUAUUUAAUUAAAUAUAAAACAAGAAAACUAAAGGAGUUGAAAAUGUACAAGAAUUAUUAAGAAAGUAUUAUAAAAAAGGAAAGCAUGAAAACAUAACUUAUUAUGAAUUCAAAGCCUUCUAUUAAAGAUUAGCUGCUAUACAUAAAAUAUGUGGAUAAGAUUUGAUGUGUAAUCAUCUCUAAAGAUUUAUUAUGCGAUUAGGAUAUACAUGUUCAAUAUUUUCAAAAAGAUAAGUAAUAAAUUAAAAUAAAAUAAUAGUUAUUAAAAACUAGUACGUCAGUAAUAAAACCUUUUAAUACAAGUGAAGAUAUGACAACAUAAUCUAAAAUUACUAAUACGCAUCAAAAUUUAGCUUAGAGUAGAUUCACUAGUUAAUAAUUUUAUAUGUCUGAAGAAUAGUUUUAUUGA
Paramecium pentaurelia is the source of this 3715-nucleotide messenger RNA. NCBI's taxonomy places the organism in Eukaryota, Ciliophora, Oligohymenophorea, Peniculida, Parameciidae. The record is from the annotation of a GenBank genome assembly.